This is a messenger RNA of Triticum dicoccoides, 1128 nucleotides long. RefSeq lists its product as uncharacterized. The coding region runs from base 1 to 903 and encodes 300 amino acids. Lineage: Eukaryota; Viridiplantae; Streptophyta; Magnoliopsida; Poales; Poaceae. The record is from RefSeq and is a predicted model, not a curated record. Gene Ontology annotation, molecular function: structural constituent of ribosome; protein binding. The transcript has 4 exons. Gene Ontology annotation, biological process: translation. Gene Ontology annotation, cellular component: ribosome.
AUGACGCGGCCUACCACGCUACAGACGCGGCGAGAGCACUGCGGUCGCGGCCUCUGCGGCUACGAGCGCGGCGGGAGCAGCACGAGCACCACUUCCCCCGCUAUGGGCGCGGCCAGAGCGCAACGGGCGAGGCCUCUCCUACAACGACCGCCGCGGGAGCACUACGGGGCGCGGCAAGAGCAUUACGGCCGCGUCCUCCAUCUGUACGGCACGCAGCGAGAUCGGUACGUCGCGCGGGGGAGAAGGAGCGAGCGGGUGAGCAGCGAGCGUACCUCAGCCGGCGACGAGCAGCGGGUGCUUCUCCCCUGCUGCGCCUCCGCCUCCUCCGCACCUUUCGACGCGGCUGCGCCGUCUCCUCCUCCACUCCGCUCCGCUCGCUCUAUAAAAGAGCACCGCGUCCGCGGCGCCAUUCCACUUCCACCACCACUACCACCACCGCCCGGCGAGAGGAGAGCAGAGGGGGAGCGAGCAACCCGCGGCGAGAUGAUGCAGAUCUUCGUGAAGACGCCGACCGGGGAGACCAUGACGCUCGAGGUCGAGAGUUGCGCGGCCGUCGACAGCGUCAAGGCCAAGAUCCACGACAAGGAAGGUAUCCAGCCGGACCAGCAGCGCCUCAUCUUCGCGGGGAAGCAGCUCGACGAUGGCCGCACCCUGGCCGACUACAGCAUCCACAAGGAGUCCACGCUUCACCUCGCGCUGCGCCUCGUCGGCGGUGGCAAGGGCGGGGUCUACCCCAGCAGGAUGGAGCCUAACCUGCGCGUGCUUGCGCUCAAGUACAGGCAGCACAGGCUUGUGUGCCGCAAGUGCUAUGCACGCCUGCCCCUCAGGUCUGCCAACUGCCGCAAGAAGAAGUGCGGCCACAGCAAUGACAUCAGGCAUAAGGAGAAGCUGCGCCCCCACUAAAGCGUUGGAAACAUAACAAAGUGGCAUUCUAUAGCUGGAUUAACUGGGAAUUCAAAGUUUGGUUCGAGUCUUAGUUUCAGUUAAAUGUUGCUUCUGGAAUCUAGAACCCUAUGCUCCUGUAUCAGUUUCCCUCGUAGUACUGUCCAAUUUGCUCUUGCAUGAAUGAUGAAAUCAGUUAUUUGUGGUCUGCUAGCUUGAAUGGAUGACGAAGUCAAGUAAUGCUUC